GGCAACGGCACCAGACACUUUAAAGCGUAGAUGGACGGCUGGCUCGGUCAGGGUGGGUCGGAAUGAAGGGUCACUUGGGUUUUGCAGGGAGACGGGGCUUGUCGGCCCUGCGGCUCGGGCCCAGAGGCGAGCGGGCGGGCGGGCCGAGCCUCCUCCGGCCGCAGGCGUCAGCGGUUCCGGGGGGCGGGGCCUCGGGCGGAAGGGGCGGGGCCAGCGGGCUAGUCUCCCCGGAGGGGCGGUGUUCCGCCGCCGCCCAGGCACAGGGCUCUCGCGGGAGGGGAGCGACCAUGGCGGCGGACAAGGCGGGCGAUCAGGGAAGUGAGAAACAUGAAGGAACAGUUACUUCCUCUGGGAUUACUGAUCAGGAAAAGGAGCUGUCAAGUAGUGCAUUACAAGCUUUUAAUGCUGGGAAUUAUGAUGCUUGUCUGCAACAUCUUAGCAGCUUGCAAGAAAUAAACAAAGAUGACUACAAAAUAACUUUGAAUACAGCUGUUGCAGAGUUCUGUAAAAAUAAGCAGACUACAACAGACAACUUGAAACAAACACUUAAUCAACUGAAGAAUCAGGUUCAUUCAGCUGUUGAAGAAAUGGAUGGCUUAGAUGAUGUUGAAAACAGCAUGCUUUACUACAAUCAAGCGGUUAUUCUGUAUCAUCUGCGUCAAUACACUGAAGCAAUAUCGGUUGGAGAGAAGCUUUACCAGUUUAUAGAACCUUUUGAAGAGAAGUUUGCCCAGGCUGUGUGCUUCCUGCUUGUAGACUUGUAUCUGCUAACUUACCAGGCUGAGAGAGCCUUGCAUCUGCUUUCUGUUUUGGAAAAAAUGAUUUCACAGGGCAAUAAUAACAAAAAUGGAAAAAAUAAUGAAACAGGUAAUAACACAAAUAAGGAGUCAUCUAAUCAUAGAGCUGAAAGUGGAGCUUUAAUAGAAGCUGCAAAAUCUAAGAUACAUCAGUAUAAAGUGAGAGCCUAUAUCCAGAUGAAGUCUCUAAAAGCAUGCAAAAGGGAGAUUAAGUCUGUUAUGAAUACAGCUGGAAAUUCUGCUCCCUCUCUCUUUCUUAAGAGCAAUUUUGAAUAUUUGAGGGGGAAUUAUCGGAAAGCCGUAAAACUGUUAAACAGCUCAAACAUUGCUGAACAUCCAGGAUUCAUGAAAACAGGUGAAUGCUUAAGGUGCAUGUUUUGGAACAAUCUUGGCUGCAUUCAUUUUGCUAUGGGAAAGCACAAUUUAGGAAUUUUCUACUUUAAAAAGGCCCUGCAGGAAAAUGAUAAUGCAUGUGCACAACUAGGAACAGGUAGCACAGACCCAGGCAAGAAAUUUUCAGGGAGACCUAUGUGUACGCUGUUGACUAAUAAACGGUAUGAGUUGCUAUACAACUGUGGAAUUCAGCUUUUACAUAUUGGGAGGCCCCUAGCUGCUUUUGAAUGCUUGAUAGAAGCUGUCCAAGUUUACCACUCAAACCCACGCCUCUGGUUGAGACUAGCAGAAUGCUGCAUUGCUGCCAACAAGGGGACGUCAGAACAAGAAACUAAAGGUCUUCCGAGCAAAAAAGGAAUUGUACAAUCUAUAGUAGGUCAAGGCUAUCACCGUAAAAUAGUCCUUGCCUCACAAUCAAUACAGAAUGUUGUUUAUAAUGAUGGGCAGUCCUCCGCUAUCCCUGUAGCCAGUAUGGAGUUUGCAGCGAUUUGUUUAAGAAAUGCCUUGCUGUUGCUGCCGGAAGAUCAGCAGGAGCCAAAGCAGGAAAAUGGAUCUAAAACUAAUAACCAGUUGGGAGGAAAUGCAGAGAACAAUGAAAGCAGUGAAGCAUGCAGCAGUAAAAGUCAUGAAGGAGAUAAAUUCAUUCCAGCUCCACCUUCUUCACCUCUGAGAAAACAGGAAUUAGAAAAUUUAAGGUGCUCAAUACUGGCCUGCAGUGCUUAUGUUGCUCUGGCUUUGGGUGAUAACCUUAUGGCUUUGAAUCAUGCAGAUAAACUUCUUCAGCAGCCAAAGCUGUCAGGAUCUCUUAAGUUUCUUGGCCAUUUGUAUGCAGCAGAGGCUCUCAUCUCUCUAGACAGAAUAUCUGAUGCCAUCACUCACUUGAACCCUGAGAACGUCACUGAUGUUUCCCUGGGGAUCUCUUCAAACGAACAGGAUCAAGGGUCAGACAAAGGAGAAAAUGAGGUGAUGGAAUCUUCUGGCAAGCAGACACCCCAGUGUUAUCCCAGUUCAGUCACCUCUGCACGAACAAUGAUGUUGUUUAACCUUGGCAGUGCUUAUUGCUUGCGAAGUGAAUAUGAUAAAGCUCGCAAGUGUCUCCACCAGGCUGCUUCACUGAUCCAUCCAAAAGAAAUUCCCCCGGAGGCCAUUCUACUGGCUGUGUAUCUUGAACUACAGAAUGGUAACACUCAACUGGCACUGCAGAUCAUCAAAAGAAACCAGCUUCUCCCUUCAGUGAAAACACACACUGAUAUGCGAAAGAAGCCAAUAUUUCAGCCAGUCCACACUAUCCAGCCCAUUCAGAUGCCAGCUUUCACCACUGUCCAAAGGAAGUGAAGUCUUGCUAUAACCUGACAGGCCCUAAGGAGGAGGGCUUGUGAGUUUGUAUAUUUUUUUAAAACUGUCUCUCAGCCACCUGAAUACCAGGAAUAUGGGAAUGUGCUGGCUUGUGUACAUUUUUAAUAAAAAAAAAAAAAUUUCAAUGAAAAAAAUCAUGUC
Dermochelys coriacea (leatherback sea turtle) is the source of this 2687-nucleotide messenger RNA. It is a transcript of the gene CNOT10, whose product is annotated as CCR4-NOT transcription complex subunit 10. Gene Ontology annotation, cellular component: CCR4-NOT complex. The record is from RefSeq and is a predicted model, not a curated record. The transcript is spliced from 19 exons. The coding region runs from base 63 to 2525 and encodes 820 amino acids. Gene Ontology annotation, molecular function: protein binding. Gene Ontology annotation, biological process: negative regulation of translation; mRNA catabolic process. Lineage: Eukaryota; Metazoa; Chordata; Testudines; Dermochelyidae.